Messenger RNA from Lolium perenne, 807 nucleotides. Its product is annotated as E3 ubiquitin-protein ligase SINA-like 2. Lineage: Eukaryota; Viridiplantae; Streptophyta; Magnoliopsida; Poales; Poaceae. Gene Ontology annotation, molecular function: zinc ion binding; ubiquitin protein ligase activity. Gene Ontology annotation, cellular component: cytoplasm. The record is from RefSeq and is a predicted model, not a curated record.
AUGGGAUCACAGCAGAAGAAGAAGGGUGGCGCCGUCAAGCGGAUGAAGGUCGCGGCCGCCACCACCGACGUCACCAUGGACGUCGACCUCCUCGACUGCCCCGUCUGCUGCUACCCCAUGCGCCCUCCAGUUUUCCAGUGCACUGUGGGGCAUACCAUAUGUUCGUCUUGCCAUGAGAAACUCCCCAAGAAGUGCCACUUCUGCUCCUGUCCUAGGGUCAGUCGCUGCUACAUUACAGAACGUGUCAUUGAAUCCAUCAAAGUUGCUUGCUCCAAUGUCAACCAUGGAUGCACUGUGAAGACAACCAACUACCAAAAAGAAGACCAUGAGAAAAGCUGCCCACAUGCGCCAUGUUUCUGCCCUGAAACCGGCUGCAGCUUCAGCGGAUCAACCGUGAUGCUCCUAGACCAUUUCUCAAGCAAGCACGACUGGUUGUGUCCACAAGUUAAAUACGGCUACAUGUCGCUGUCGUUCGGCUUAAAGGUGGGGACAACCGUCCUUGCAGGCGAGGAUGGGCACCUGUUCCUGCUCAACGUGAAACUAAAGUCCGUUGACGUUGUCAUAUCAAUUUGCGGUAUCCAUCCUCACAUUACUGGAUCAAAGUUCAAAUGUAAAAUGAUAUUGAAACGCCACGAUCCAGACUAUUUUCAGACCACGGUGAUCGAUGUGAGUAGCACUAAUCUACAUGAUGGGCUGCCGAAAGACUGCAUCCCGGUCAUUGUGCCGGAGCUGGUGCUUUUGAACACUGGUGCAAGCGCCUUAGCCAAGCUGGGUAUGACGUUGGGCGUGGACCUUAGGCCAAAGUAG